This is a messenger RNA of Tilletiaria anomala UBC 951, 1553 nucleotides long. RefSeq lists its product as uncharacterized. Gene Ontology annotation, molecular function: intramolecular lyase activity. The transcript has 3 exons. Lineage: Eukaryota; Fungi; Basidiomycota; Exobasidiomycetes; Georgefischeriales; Tilletiariaceae. The coding region runs from base 168 to 1337 and encodes 389 amino acids. The record is from RefSeq and is a predicted model, not a curated record.
GGUGCUCUCACUCGCGGGAACAGGAGGCGCGCUCGCUAUAGGUGAAAAUACUAAGUUCACCACUCAUCAGGUCGUCCGCAUCACCUGAAAGGUCUUGUACUCCUCUCCGGCACGCAGAGUGUUCAUUCAAGGGCCAGAUCGAGCAAUCAUCUAGAACACACGCUACCAUGCUGCGGCAAGGCAACCGUUCAUUUUUGCAGCCUCUGAUCCGAGAGUUGUCGACGGCCGCCCCCUCACUGGCUCCACAUGCCGCAUUGCCGUCUCGUCUGCGGGCAUCACUCGCGUCAAGCUUGAGAGGCCCUAAUGCUAGUUCGAGGCAGUGGUCCUCCUGUGGCAGCUCCUCGCAAACGAUUAAACAGACUGCCACGAGCAGAUCUGGGCGCGGACCACUGUUUGCCUCCGGCGUUGGCGGGGUAGCGCUGCUGCUCGUCACGCUCGUGUGGCAAGCGCAACAUCCCAUCUCACUCGAUGCUACUGCCUCCUCAUCUUCGACUCUUCCAACAGAGUUGUAUGGUUCAUUCUGUACAGAUUCAGCGACAGGCACACCCGUGCCGCUGAUCCUCUCGCCCCCGCCUGUGGCCCUCGCCUCAACGCCGACGGGCAAGCUACGUCUGGUUGGCCUGGGUGUGCGCACCGUCUCCUUUCUGCGCGUACGAGUGUACGUCGCCGCACUUUUUGUCGAUGAGGCUGCAUGGUCGGAAAAGGGCGCUUUGCACAAGGAUGGUGACCUAUGGAGGAACUUUGAGCAGGGAAGGUUGCUGGACAAGAGCAAGGGCAAAGCGAGAGGCGGUGUCGAGGGUGAGGAGUUCAUGCGAAUGUUGAUGGACGCAGGGGUUCCGUGUGUCAUUCGGAUCAUCCCUGUCCGAUCGACUGACUUUGCUCAUCUGCGAGACGGCUUCACGCGCGCGGUGCAAGCGAGGCUGAAAGUGCUACGCAAAUUGUCACCGCAACUUUUGACUGCAGAAGUAGAUGAGCAUCUCUCCGCCUCGAUCCAGCACCUCAAGUCAAUUUUCCCCAAAGCAUCCUUGCCGAAAGGCGCCGCGCUCGACCUGGUCUUUGCGCCGGCCGAGCCGGCGACCAGCGUGAGAGCGGGCAGGGGUAGCGCAGCCCAGCAAGGCGCACGGAUGGCACUAACGCUGGAAUACGGAGGAAAGCUGCUCGGGCGCGUCGACCCCCCUCCAUCUGAUGUCACCGCAGGCAAGCAGAACAUGUUGAGUGUCGCUUCUGAGCUCUUUCUGGCCUACUUUGCCGAUAAGGAUGCGAUCUCUGCACCGUUCAAACAGUCGGUCGCGGAAGGCUUAAAGUCGAUCCUCUCAGGCGAAGAGCAUGUGCAGUAAUGCUCAUCAUGCCAAUACAAUUGCCCUUCUUUCUCUGGUUGGCGAGUCUUCUGAGCGGUUGGAAGUCCAGCUCUGACUUGCCCCUAUAAUACACGAUUGUACGCGUGGCCAUUCAAGUGCUUGAGAGUAUUUCAGAAAAAGUGGUGAGCCUGCGUCAUGGGUAAUGUGUUGGCUGGCGGUACCUGGCACAGCUGGCCGUCGGCGUGUACGUCAUAC